Messenger RNA from Microsporum canis CBS 113480, 2467 nucleotides. RefSeq lists its product as hypothetical. Gene Ontology annotation, molecular function: zinc ion binding. The record is from RefSeq and is a predicted model, not a curated record. The transcript has a single exon. NCBI's taxonomy places the organism in Eukaryota, Fungi, Ascomycota, Eurotiomycetes, Onygenales, Arthrodermataceae. Bases 59 to 2467 code for a protein of 802 amino acids.
GGACAUGGAUUUUAGACUUGAACGACAGGCUGGCUGAGCUUCCCGGCCGUCAUCCUCCAUGGACGGACGUCGUGGUGUCUUUAUCUUCAUCCUCCUCUUCUUCCUCUUCACUGCCCCUAAUCCUCACCCACCGUCCUCAGUGUCAAUACGCGAUUACAAACGCCGACUAGCAGACGAAGAGCGUGCUCUUGCUUCGCUGAACUCCUCGAGUUAUGGUGAUUUGGAUCCUCUAACUGGUCGAUGGCUUCCCCUUGCUGGCCUGAGAGACACGGACGGCUAUGCAUGGAGCUUACUCCCGUCUGUCCAAGAGAAGGCCAGGAAGCAGCUACAGGUAGCACUCGAAGCUUCAGGUAUCCCAGAUACAGUAACUUUGAAGACGAAUAUUACCGGUCUCUCCCUCCCGGUUUAUCAUAAUGUCUCGGGCAAGGUUCGUGGUGAAUGGGUUCACGCCGGGGAGACAGAGAAGCUGAGCCGUCCAAAGCUCAACCUCACCACCAUAAUUACUGAGCAUGAGUAUUUCACUCGGGAAUAUGGCCAUAAUGUUACUGCUCCCAAUGGCCAUAUCAUUCUGAAUUUACAUGAAGGCCAAGGCCAUACCCUCGGGGGCGGUAACAGAGAUGGCAGUGGCGCCAAGGAGAUUAAGGUAGAGAUGCUUUUACGCAGCGACAAGUCCCUUGGAGAGAGUUGGACCAUUCCUCUAUAUGGUGUGCAUUUCCCAGCAUCAGGAGGAAUCAUUCUUACUACAGCAAGUGAGAAGUAUGCUGGUCUCGCAGUAAUACCACACUUAGCUCUAUCGAACGACGCUUUCGAGCUCUCUCGUGAGCUGCUUAAUAACUCCCUCACGGCAGCGCUUUCGGAUAAAUACAAUCACCUCAAUACCUUUCUACCUUGGUCAUCUCUCUCUCAGGCAACGCACCCCGCCUCUUUCCCCUCCCCCAAUUGCGAAUAUGUCAUGUAUCUACAACAACAUGCUCUUAUGUCUCGCGGUAAAACUAUCCCAGGCUCUGUUAUAGAAAGUAUCGAACAGGAGCUCAGGUUCCCUACGGGGGCACCUAUUCCAAAUCCACCUGCACUGGUGUUAUCAGGUCUUAUAUUUUCCCCGGACUGUGGUUUCGUCCUUGAAACCAAAGCAUCGCCGGAAUAUCCUCCUACAGACGAGCUAUACCUGGUUGGGUUAAAACAAGAAGAAUACAGCAAAUAUACCGGGCGCUUUAUAGCAAUCAUCGCCGGCGUACUCGCCUCACAGAUAUUGUUAUUAAUGAAGCAGAUGAAAGAAUCCUCGACACCAUCAACCAGAAGCCGAGUAAGCUUUUACACUAUUGCCAUGAUGUCUAUGGGAGAUGCGUUGUUUAUGUCCUUUAUGCUUCUAGAACUUUACUCAGAGACAUCGUUUUUGUUACUUACCGCCACGUCAUUCCUCACAUUUUUCGGUGUGAGCUUUCUGGGCAUGAAGUUCCAAAUUGAGAUAUGGCUGGUACAAGCUCCGGAGCGAAGAGAACAGCAGCAGCGGCGGCGGCAACAAACUGCUGAAACUCAACCCACCCAUGAAACUCUUCCAUUACCUGUAACGACACCUCGACCCACUGACACUGGCGCAACGCCCGUUAUCCUCCCUCCGGACCAGGAUGAAAAUCCCAGAACAGUGAAUUCUACACCUUCAGAUCAAAGCGACGACACAGCUAAUGCGGGUGCAAUGUACUCACGUUUCUACUUUCUCCUUUUCAGUUUACUGUUUUUCUCGUCAUGGGCGCUGUUCUGGCCCAAUCGCCUCCGAACUAUAUACACAAACACUUUGUCAUUCAUUUAUCUCUCGUUCUGGACGCCGCAGAUUUACCGAAACAUAAUGCGGAACUGCCGCAAGGCGCUUAGAUGGGAGUUUGUCGCUGGGCAAAGUUUCCUCCGUCUCUUUCCAUUCUUAUAUUUCUACUUUAUACCCCAGAACGUCUUACUUAUCCGGGCUGAUGGGAUCACAACUCUUUUACUCACAUCUUGGAUAUGGAUCCAAAUUUGGAGCCUUGUGAGUCAGGAUAUACUUGGGCCACGUUUUUUUGUUCCUAAAAGUUGGGUACCGCCCGCCUACGAUUACCAUCCGAUCUUACGAGACACAUCUGCCUCCGGUUCUGCUGAUGAUCUGGAGGCUGGAGAUACCUUACCAAUUUCAUCACUCCGUGCUGAGCAGAGUGAACCUUCUCCAACGUCAAGAGACGAAGUUAAGGAGGUGGACACUCGCCAAGAUAGGAGGGAUUUUAGUUGUGCUAUAUGUAUGCAGGAUAUCAAUGUGCCAGUCAUUGCAGGAGACGGUAAUAGCACUGGGGCUGGUGUGGCAUCAGGUGCAACGCACCUAUUCAGUCGCCGUGCCUAUAUGGUAACACCUUGCCGCCAUAUCUUCCACUCCCAGUGUCUGGAAACGUGGAUGCGGCUGAGACUGCAAUGCCCUAUCUGCCGAGAAUCAAUACCACCAAUUUGA